Ctenopharyngodon idella (grass carp) is the source of this 4399-nucleotide messenger RNA. RefSeq names its product lectin, galactoside-binding-like b (gene lgalslb). The transcript has 5 exons. Bases 240 to 782 code for a protein of 180 amino acids. The record is from RefSeq and is a predicted model, not a curated record. Gene Ontology annotation, molecular function: carbohydrate binding. NCBI's taxonomy places the organism in Eukaryota, Metazoa, Chordata, Actinopteri, Cypriniformes, Xenocyprididae.
AUUAGGUUCAUUUGGAGGCUGGAUUAACCUCCACCCGUACGAUAAUCCGCGUCAGCAUAUUUCUUUCUCACGUAGAGACAAUAGAAUUGCUUCUUAAUUCGUUUAGAGAAUUUGUGUUUGUUUUAUAAUUUUCUUCUUGAACUUAGACACCUUGCAGCUCCCUGUCCAGUCUGCCACGACACUGAUAGAUUCCUAAUCUGGACCGCCUUUGAUAAGCAUCCUAUGGUAUUUUGUUCAAGAUGGCGGUGGCGAGCAUGGAAAAGGACGCGAUAAACACCGAAGAUGAUCUUCACCUUAAUAAUUCAUUUGGAGAUGCUGGGCUUAUCUCCCCUGAUAAAGAAGACAUCUCUCGUAUUCUGACAGUUCCUUUCAGUGGACGGAUCAGAGGUGGGAUGAGGCCUGGGAAGAAGAUCAUUAUAAUGGGCAUCAUUGAUCCAGAGCCAGACAGCUUUGACAUCAGUUUGAACUGUGGCCACAGUGAGGAGAAAGAUGAUGAAGAGCUCACUGAUGUGGCCCUUAAACUCAGCGCACGAUUCACUGAAAGGCAGUUCUUGAGGAAUGCACGAGUCUCUGGGAAAUGGAGUGAGGAGGAGGCACCCAUAGCUUACUUCCCCUUCAUCCCGGACCAGCCUUUCAGGAUUGAGAUCCAUUGCGAGCACCAGCGUUUUAGGAUCUUUGUGGAUGGACACCAGCUGUUUGACUUUUAUCACAAAGUAAAGUCUUUGCUGGCCAUUAAUAUGAUCCGGAUAGUUGGGAGUCUUCAGAUCACCAAGCUGGGCUAAGCAAGCACACCUGAGCACGCUCCAGAAAGGACUUCUCACAGGUGACCGCGCGCACCUGUGCAUUUGCCACAGGCAGUGAAGGCCUCUGGGCCGCAGCUCACACAAAGACAUCAGCAACAUCUGCAUUUUCACUCCUUUUGCCCUCUAACCUCUCAUUGGAAUGAUUUCUGAGUAUUGUAUCAUAACAGGUUGGUGAAUGGUUGCAAUAUCAGAUGUGUGUUUUCCAGUAUCCUUGCUUCACAUUGUAGCUUAUUUGUUUAGCUUUGAUAAUUUUUCAGGGAUCACACACUUUGAUAUGCACUCUGUGGCAGUACCAUGCGCCACUGGGAUUUAGCUGCUCUCGAUAGACACUGCCAAUGUAGUCGUGCUUGUAGUCUAGCAGUGUAGUUUCAGAAUGAUCCAAAACUCAGGAAAUCAGAUAAAGUUGAUUUACUUCAUUUCAUUCUGAUGACAAAAUGCUUUAAAUUAUUAUUAGAUAGGCUAUCUUGACAUACUUUGGCUGCUAAUUGGAGCUCAGAUUCAGCAUUUGCCGUUCCGUCUGGGUUUGAUUUACUUUAUUUUAUCUCAGUAAUUUUUAUGUUAUUGGAAAGAUGUUAUUUGAUCUCCAAAUUGUGUAGUAGGGUGUAUGGCAUGCCUAAAUAGCUGUUCCCUCCUGUAUCUGGUCAUUGCAACUAUUCAUUUUUUGGGAGAUAUACAGUGAUCUGUCACACUAAAUUGUUGUAGAAUGUCACAUUUUAUUUAAUUUGAGGUUAAGAGGAAGUUUUUAUUUUUGGAAAUGAAGCACUGAAAUUUGAUCAUCCAGUCAUUCUCUUCCAAGCCAGUGCAGUAUUUAAGUACAACUGUAUAAUGUAAAAUCUUUGGCAACCAAACCAACAAAUUACUGCUUUUGGACACAGAUGUUUAUUUAGAUUGUUUUCUGUGAGGAAUGACUUUAGUGCAGUGAUUUUUUUUUUUUUUUUUUUUUUUUUUUUUCCCCCACUCAUCUGUUUACGCUUUAUUAUAAGCACCUAGUAAAAGUUGAAGGAGCAGAAAUAACAGGGCUAAAUUGUUUCUUGAAUGUACCGUCAUCCACUCACAGGCUUCGUAAUAGCUUAGCUGUGGAUGUAAAGCGAGUGUCUUCACAGAAAAAAAAAUUAUCCCGUCCUCCUUAUUCUUACUCCUUAUGUCACUCCUCUAAAUAUAAACACAGAAAAGGGUCAGCAUAUUUCCUGUGUUCAGCAAUGCUUUUUGCCCCUCUACCCUGCACACCCACAUUCCCACAAUCCUCUCAGUUGUCUUCUGCUGCACCUUCACUUGUAGGACAGAAUUAGUGUGAUAUCAGUGAUUAUUAUUGCUACUAAUUACAUUAAAUUACAAUACCUGAGAAAUGAUUCUUGAUUUGCGUUUAUUUGCAUGACAUGCAUAAACUACUGUUCAAAAGUUGGGGGUCAGUAAGAUUUUUAUGCUUUUGAAAGAAGUCUCUUAUAAUUACCAAGGCUGUUUAUUUGAUCAUAUUUGAUCAAAUGAUUUUAUAUUUAUGUAAUUUAUUCUUGUGAUGGCAAAGCUGAAUUUUCAGCAUCAUUACUCCAGUCUUCAGUGCCAUGUGAUCCUUCAGAAAUCAUUCUAAUAUGCUGAUUUGGUGCUCAAAAAACAUUUCUUAUUAUUAUCAAUGUUCAAAACAAUUGUGCUGCUUAAUAUUUUUGUGGAAACCGUGAUUCAUUUUUUUUCAUGAUUCUAUGAUGAAUAGUAAGUAUUUUAUUUGAAAUAUAAAUCUUUUUUAACAAAUGAAAGUCUUAACUGUCACUUUUGAUCAAUUUAAUGCAUCCUUGUUAAAUUAAAGUGUUAAUUUCUUAAACAAAAAAAUCUUACUGACCCCAAACUUUUGAACGGUAGUGUAUGUAGUACUACAGUCAUGUCAACUGUUGUUGAUAAAUGUGCUCUGUACUGUAGUGAAGAAGCUGGCAAUGCUUCUCAUCAGUCAGUAUUUAUUCAGGUCAGUAUUGUAAUAUUUUAUAUUAUAAUUACUCUUUGUGUCCUGGAACACAUGGAAACCAAGGCAGUGAUGAAUGAAGUUGAAGGGCUGCUGUUUUUGUCUACUUUACUGGCCGAUCUGCUUGCCUGAAUUUCAUGUGAUGGAAUAAUGCUGUUAUUUGCCAGAGAGUACUUAACACCAGCCAGAAACCAUCUGCUCACAUCAGUGUUUGGGUUAGAAUUUUUAUCGACUGCAAUGGGGAACUGUUGUAUUAAAGAUCCUUAAUGUGUUGAGAAGGUACUCCUGAUAGAAAACUCCAGCUGAAUAAACUAUUGUACAUUUAAUGUGAAGUAGGCCAUUUUUACACUCUGAAUAUAUUGGCCGAUUUUCUCUGCAACCGGUCAUGUCACAAACUUAUGCAGUGUUUAUUUAAUGAGAAUUGGUAUUGCAACACAAGCAAUGUGGUCCUUGACCACACACCCAUCUGACAUGUUAUGGCAAACACACUUUGAUAGGACACAUUUAGCAACUGAAACCUGGUCAUCAGGACCAAUACAAUACACUUAACAGUAUUGCUGUUUAACUGCUAAAUCUGUGAGUUGCUUCAUUUUGUCUGGUGCUGUUUUAAUGUUGACCAUCAUUUGGUCUCUGAACAGUGAGUGUGUGUGAAAUUACACCUGGAUAAUUGAAAAAUGGGGAGGGAGAAUCUUUAUUUACAAAAAUAACAGGUGAGAAAGGGCAUAUAAGGAGAGAAUGUCAAAAGUGUUGACUGUGCUGUAAGAAACCUUAGUAUAGUAAUGGAUUUCAUUAAUGUAUUUGGCAGAAACUUGUUAUCCAAAGUGACUUAAAGUGCAUUCAGGGCGUAUUAAAGUGUAUUCAUCAGACUCCCUAUGAUCCUUCUAAUAUUCCCUAAUACAGAUACCAGUUCUAAUGCUUCCGUUUUCAUUGCUGUUUCUUGUCUUGUAUCUCAAAAUAAAUUAACAAUCUUUCCAACUGUUCAUAUUUAUGAGGGUUUAAAAUGAAUGUCUUGGUUGUAAACUAUUGUUAUGAAGCCUUCGAAUUUUGGAUGUACAUAUACUAAACAGGGCCUCUAUAUGCUUCAUUGUUUUAUAUAUAUACUUUUUUGCUACUGCAAUAAUGUCUAGACACUAAAGAGAGUGUUUGAUGGUGUAUGUGAUAUUUAGUUUGAGUGUUCACUGGUUACCAAUUCAUCAACACUUCAGUUGGUUUCUUUAUACUCUAGGUAGCAUGGUACAUGUUUUUUUUUUUCUUCUUUGGGAUAUUCAGAGCUUUUCUUUUAGAGCCCAAUAUGUCAUUUCUUUUAUUUGAAGACUAUUUCAGAGGUGUAUGUGUAUUUCUAAAGUGGCCCAUUAUUUAGAGCUAGUUUGUGAUGUUAGAUGUAGUUGUACAUCAUUUCCAUGAGUUAAAUCAAGACCUGAAGAGUAGGUUUAGUGUACUUUCAAAACUUGGUAUUUAUCAGAAAUGUGCCUAUUGAAAUACAGCAUUGGUGUUUGGGAUCUAAAAUUGAAUUCUUACUAAUGACUUACACCAACAGACUCAAUUGUAAUGUAAUGCAAUGCACUUUUUUUCAUGUGUGGUUAAAGCAAGUGUUGUAAUUGAAAUAAAUCAAAUAAAACAAACAAUAAAACUUAAAAUUUCCAAGGUA